Molecule: messenger RNA, 2377 nt
Organism: Rhinichthys klamathensis goyatoka
Lineage: Eukaryota; Metazoa; Chordata; Actinopteri; Cypriniformes; Leuciscidae
Gene: abce1
Product: ATP-binding cassette, sub-family E (OABP), member 1
Exons: 18
Coding region: 207-2006 (599 amino acids)
Biological process (GO): translational initiation; translational termination; ribosomal subunit export from nucleus
Molecular function (GO): ribosomal small subunit binding; ATP hydrolysis activity; iron ion binding
Source: RefSeq, a predicted model, not a curated record
UCGCGCGCUCUGGCGCCAUCUUUGCUACCGGUGUUGUCUCGUGCGCGCCGUAGCAGCACGCGCUGGUCGUCUCUUCACACAGUAAAGAAGAAACUCAACGCUUAUUAACGCGUUAUACUGCGUUGUUCCCAUCAGCGGGAGUGAGGUCUAGGCCUCCUGUUUUCCUGUAGAUCUGCGUCGCCGGUGUGCGACAUCGAACCAGCCAAAUGGCCGACAAGAACACCAGAAUUGCUAUUGUAAACCACGACAAGUGCAAGCCCAAGAAAUGCCGUCAGGAGUGCAAGAAGAGCUGUCCGGUGGUGCGCAUGGGGAAGCUGUGUAUUGAGGUCUCGCCUCAGAGUAAAAUCGUCUGGAUCUCAGAGUCUCUCUGCAUCGGGUGUGGAAUCUGUAUCAAGAAAUGUCCGUUUGGUGCUCUUUCCAUCGUGAACCUGCCAAGCAACCUGGAGAAGGAAACCACACACAGAUACUGUGCUAAUUCCUUCAAGCUGCACAGGCUGCCCACCCCUCGUCCAGGUGAGGUGCUGGGGCUUGUGGGUACUAACGGUAUCGGGAAAUCCACUGCUCUCAAAAUCCUGGCGGGAAAACAGAAACCAAACCUGGGGAGAUUUGAUGCUCCCCCUGACUGGCAGGAGAUCCUGGCGUAUUUCCGCGGCUCCGAGUUGCAGAACUACUUCACUAAGAUCCUGGAAGACGACCUGAAGGCCAUCGUAAAGCCGCAGUAUGUUGAUCAGAUCCCCAAAACCGUUAAGGGGUCAGUAGGCGCCAUCCUAAGCAGGAAGGAUGACACAAAGACAGAGGAGCUGGUGUGUGGACAGCUGGAUCUGUUGCACUUGCGUGAACGUAAUGUGGAGGACCUUUCAGGAGGAGAGCUGCAGAGGUUCGCCUGCGCAGUCGUGUGCAUUCAGAGAGCUGAUAUUUUCAUGUUCGACGAGCCGUCCAGUUAUCUAGAUGUGAAACAGAGGCUGAGAGCCGCCAUCACGAUCCGCUCCCUUAUUUCUCCAGACCGGUACAUCAUUGUGGUGGAGCACGACUUGAGUGUGUUGGAUUACCUGUCGGACUUCAUCUGCUGUCUGUAUGGCGUUCCCAGCGCUUAUGGUGUGGUGACCAUGCCCUUCAGCGUGCGAGAAGGAAUCAAUAUUUUCCUGGAUGGCUUCGUGCCGACGGAGAACCUGCGCUUUAGAGAGACGUCUCUGGUGUUCAAGGUGGCUGAGACGGCGGCUGAGGAGGAGGUGAAGAAGAUGUGCCGUUACCAGUAUCCCAACAUGAAGAAGUGCAUGGGAGAGUUCUCGCUCACCAUCACUGAAGGAGAGUUCACCGACUCCGAGAUCAUGGUCAUGCUCGGAGAGAACGGAACUGGGAAAACCACGUUCAUCAGAAUGCUUGCAGGAGGACUCAAACCAGAUGCCGGAGGUGAUGUGCCCAUCCUGAACGUCAGCUACAAACCACAGAAGAUCAGCCCCAAAUUUAAAGGCAGCGUGCGAGCCCUGCUGCACGAUAAGAUCAGAGACGCGUACACACACCCUCAGUUCGUCACUGACGUCAUGAAGCCCAUGCAGAUCGAAAGCAUCAUCGACCAAGACGUCCAGAAUCUGUCUGGUGGUGAGCUCCAGCGGGUCGCUCUCGCGCUGUGUUUAGGAAAGCCUGCGGAUGUGUAUCUGAUCGACGAGCCCUCGGCAUAUCUGGACUCUGAGCAGCGUCUGAUGGCCGCCAGAGUCAUCAAACGAUUCAUCCUUCACGCCAAAAAGACGGCAUUCGUGGUGGAGCACGACUUCAUCAUGGCCACGUAUCUGGCGGACCGAGUCAUUGUCUUCGACGGGAUUCCCUCCAGAAGCACCAACGCCAAUGCUCCACAGAACCUGUUGGCCGGCAUGAACAAGUUUUUAUCUCAGCUAGGGAUCACGUUCAGGAGAGACCCAAACAACUUCAGACCAAGAAUUAACAAACUCAAUUCCAUUAAGGAUGUGGAACAAAAGAAGAGUGGAAACUACUUCUUCCUGGACGACUGAAGAUCCGCUCAGUAUGACAUCAAACCGGCAAACGCUGGCACUGCGGACUUACAUGUUUGACUGAAUUACCACCGCCGUCACACUGCCCAGCGGCUCCAUUUCAAACACACACUUCUGCUCUCUCCUCUCGGCCAUUGGUGCGAUUCAACAAACGACAACAUGACAAGACCUGCGAGAUGAAAGCCAAGCUUGUGAAAUCUUCGCCAGAGAGAGGAGAGGACAUGAAACCUGGAAAAUAUGUAUGUUUCUGGGUGAAUUACUGUUAUCAUCAACAUAACUGAAGUUAUUUCUGGUCAUAAAGUGGUGUGAACGGCUUAACACACGGCAAACAUGCAACUGUAUAUUUUGAAUAAAAUAUUUUAAUCAUGUUA